Molecule: messenger RNA, 457 nt
Organism: Helicoverpa armigera (cotton bollworm)
Lineage: Eukaryota; Metazoa; Arthropoda; Insecta; Lepidoptera; Noctuidae
Gene: IMFa
Product: neuropeptide IMFamide
Exons: 3
Coding region: 85-315 (76 amino acids)
Source: RefSeq, a predicted model, not a curated record
AAAUUGGCGGGAAACUCGACUCACAGCAUCAGUUGACAUUCAACCAUUCCAGUGUUACCAGCAAGAAAUACAUCAACCUACAAGAUGUCCGGAGCCAUGCUGCGUUUCACCAUUGGCGUCGUCUGCGUGGUCGUGGUGCUCCUGUCUCUCGCAGGAGUCAGCGAAGCCAACUACAAGAACGCGCCCAUGAACGGUAUCAUGUUUGGCAAGAGGGGUCCUACUGAAUAUGAUCAACGCGGCAAGACCUUCACUGCUCUCUGCGAGAUCGCCACAGAAGCUUGCCAGGCAUGGUUCCCAUCUCAAGAAAACAAGUGAAUUCAUUAAUUAACUACAACAAACAUAAUAACGACAAUAGCUCGACAUUCGGACUGUGGUAGAAAAUAUUAAUUUGUAGGUAUUUUUUACUAAGCAUUGCAACACUGAUGCUUCCGCUCAUUUUGAAAAAUAAUCUAAAUAA